Dendrobium catenatum is the source of this 657-nucleotide messenger RNA. RefSeq names its product succinate dehydrogenase subunit 5, mitochondrial-like. Bases 1 to 657 code for a protein of 218 amino acids. The record is from RefSeq and is a predicted model, not a curated record. Gene Ontology annotation, cellular component: respiratory chain complex II (succinate dehydrogenase). NCBI's taxonomy places the organism in Eukaryota, Viridiplantae, Streptophyta, Magnoliopsida, Asparagales, Orchidaceae. The transcript is spliced from 4 exons. Gene Ontology annotation, biological process: tricarboxylic acid cycle.
AUGUACAGAAAAUCUGGACAACAACCAAUGGAGGACACGAAGCUCAGACAGCAGUUCCCUGUUCCGUGCAAAUCUGGACAGCCAUGGAGUUGGCUGGAAUUCUUGGACAGCACACAAGUUUUGUCCAGAGAUCUGGGCUGCUAUCUACCAUUUGGGGCAAGCUUUAAACGGGAUUUUAGUGCAACUGCCGCAAGCCAGUUGCCUGCUAUAACAGAUCCUGACAUAAAAGUUGCUUUCAAGGAUCUAAUGGCUCUGAAUUGGAAUGAGGUCCCUGAUUCCCUUGUCAAUGAAACAACAAAGGCGUUGUCUAAAACUACUGAUGAUGUGUCAGGGGAGGAGGCUUUGGCAAAUGCCUUCCGUGCAGCUGAAGCUUCUGUGGAGUUUGGUAGCACUUUAGUAUCUCUCAGAAUGGCACUUGAUGAUCUUGGUGGAUUGACUGGCGAGAAUGUUGGGAACUUGCCAGAUGGCUUAGAUGAUGCCAUUGAAGCGGCAUAUAGGCGUUAUAAGACUUAUCUUGAUUCCUUUGGCCCUGAUGAGGUCUACCUACGAAAAAAAGUUGAAAUUGAGCUUGGAACCAAAAUGAUACACAUAAAGAUGAGAUGCAGUGGUAUUGGUUCUGAGUGGGGCAAGGUAAUUCAAUUUAUGCAUAUUUGGUAG